Gavia stellata (red-throated loon) is the source of this 1617-nucleotide messenger RNA. RefSeq names its product IKAROS family zinc finger 1 (gene IKZF1). Bases 1 to 1617 code for a protein of 538 amino acids. Gene Ontology annotation, cellular component: nucleus. NCBI's taxonomy places the organism in Eukaryota, Metazoa, Chordata, Aves, Gaviiformes, Gaviidae. The transcript has 8 exons. Gene Ontology annotation, biological process: regulation of transcription by RNA polymerase II. The record is from RefSeq and is a predicted model, not a curated record. Gene Ontology annotation, molecular function: RNA polymerase II cis-regulatory region sequence-specific DNA binding; DNA-binding transcription factor activity.
AUGGAAACAGAUGAGGCUCAAGAUAUGUCCCAGGUUUCAGGAAAGGAAAGUCCUCCAAUUAGUGAUGUCCCAGAUGAUGCUGAUGAACCUAUGCCUGUACCAGAGGACCUUUCAACUAGUACUGGAGGUCAACAGUGUGCUAAGAAUGAAAGAGUCUUGGCUGCAUACGUGGCAGAAGGCUUUAGGGACUUUCAUGCAAUAAUUCCCAAAUCUUUUUCCCCCGGUAAUAUUAAAAUAGAAACUCAGAGUGAUGAAGAGAAUGGGCGUGCCUGUGAAAUGAAUGGGGAAGAAUGUGCGGAGGAUUUACGAAUGCUUGAUACCUCGGGAGAGAAAAUGAAUGGCUCACACAAUGGCCCAGGCAGCAAGGCUAUGUCAGGAGUUGGAGGCAUUCGACUUCCUAACGGAAAGCUAAAAUGUGAUAUCUGUGGGAUAAUUUGCAUCGGUCCCAAUGUGCUCAUGGUUCACAAACGAAGCCACACUGGAGAACGCCCUUUCCAGUGCAAUCAGUGCGGAGCCUCCUUUACACAGAAGGGAAACCUUCUGCGCCACAUAAAGUUGCACUCAGGUGAAAAGCCCUUCAAGUGUCACCUGUGUAACUAUGCCUGCCGUCGCAGGGAUGCCCUCACGGGACACCUGAGGACUCAUUCAGUUGGCAAACCCCAUAAGUGUGGAUACUGUGGUCGCAGCUAUAAGCAGCGCAGCUCUUUGGAAGAACAUAAAGAACGCUGUCAUAACUACCUGCAAACCAUGAAUAUCUCAAGCAGCCUUUAUUCAGUCAUAAAAGAGGAAACUAACCAGAGUGAAAUGGCUGAAGACCUGUGCAAGAUAGGGUCAGAAAGAUCCCUCGUGCUGGAUAGACUAGCAAGUAACGUCGCCAAACGUAAGAGCUCUAUGCCUCAGAAAUUUGUUGGUGAGAAAUGUCUGCCCGAUCUUCCAUACGAUGCCACCACCAACUAUGAGAAGGAGAAUGAGAUAAUGCAGACGCACGUUAUAGACCAGGCCAUCAAUAACGCCAUCAGUUACCUGGGGGCAGAGUCCUUGCGUCCCCUUGUCCAGACACCACCAGGUGGUUCUGAGGUGGUGCCCGUCAUCAGCCCCAUGUAUCAGCUCCACAAACCUCUUGGGGACAAUCAGGCUCGCUCCAACCAUACAGCUCAGGACAGUGCAGUGGAAAACUUGUUGCUGCUUUCCAAAGCCAAAUCUGUCUCCUCUGAACGAGAUGCCUCUCCCAGCAACAGCUGCCAAGACUCAACAGAUACAGAGAGCAAUAACGAGGAACGCAGUGGUUUAAUUUACCUGACAAACCACAUAGGUCCCCAUGCAAGAAAUGGCAUCUCUAUAAAAGAAGAAAACAGGCAAUAUGAUGUCUUGAGGGCAGGUACUGACAAUUCCCAGGAUGCUUUCAAAGUGAUCAGCAGCAACGGGGAGCAAGUGAAAGUUUACAAGUGCGAACACUGUCGAGUCCUUUUCUUGGAUCACGUGAUGUAUACGAUCCAUAUGGGCUGCCACGGGUUCCGCGAUCCUUUUGAAUGCAACAUGUGUGGCUACCAUAGCCAGGACAGGUACGAAUUCUCUUCCCACAUAACUCGAGGGGAGCACCGUUUCCACAUGAGUUAA